AUGGUGGUUUCCAGAUGUCCCCGGGCCCUGGUUGGGGGCAGCCUCCGGAUCUUAGCCACUCUGCUGCUUCUGGCCUGGGCAGCCACCUUGGAUGCUGCCAAGAUGCCUGCACCCCCAGCCUGUGGGAAGCCACAGCAGCUGAAUCGCAUUGUGGGGGGCGAGGACAGUGCCGAUGCCGAGUGGCCUUGGGUCGUGAGCAUCCAGAAGAACAGGACUCACCACUGUGCGGGCUCCCUGCUCACCAACCGCUGGGUGGUCACUGCUGCCCACUGCUUCAAGGGAUAUGUAAGCCACCAUCUGAACAAACUAUCCCAGUUCUCCGUGCUGCUGGGGAUCUGGCAGCUGGGCAACCCUGGCCUUCGGUCCCAGAAGGUGGGGAUUGCCCGGGUGCAGCCCCACCCUGUGUACUCCUGGAAGGAGGGUGCCCGUGCCGACAUCGCCCUGGUGCUCCUUGAACACCCCAUCCAGUUCUCUGAGCGAAUCCUGCCCAUCUGUCUCCCUGAUUCCUCCGUCCAUUUCCCUCCCAACAGUGACUGCUGGAUUGCAGGCUGGGGGAGUAUCUACGAUGGAGUGCCCCUGCCCCACCCUCAGGCCCUGCAGAAGCUGAAGGUUCCCAUCAUCAGCUCGGAAGUCUGCAGCCACCUAUACUGGCAGGGAGCUGGGCAGGGAGCCAUUACUGAGGACAUGCUGUGUGCUGGGUACCUGGAAGGGGAGCGAGAUGCCUGCCUGGGUGACUCCGGAGGCCCCCUGAUGUGCCAAGUGGACGGGACCUGGCUGCUGGCUGGCAUCAUAAGCUGGGGCGAGGGCUGUGCAGAGCGCAACCGCCCGGGCGUCUACAUCAGCCUCACCGCCCACCGCUCCUGGAUCCAGAGGAUUGUUCAAGGGGUGCAGCUCCGCGGCCACUCGCAGGAGAGUGGGGCCCGGAGAGCGCUGCGGAGGGUCUUCUAG
Molecule: messenger RNA, 948 nt
Organism: Loxodonta africana (African savanna elephant)
Lineage: Eukaryota; Metazoa; Chordata; Mammalia; Proboscidea; Elephantidae
Gene: PRSS22
Product: serine protease 22
Exons: 6
Coding region: 1-948 (315 amino acids)
Biological process (GO): proteolysis
Molecular function (GO): serine-type endopeptidase activity
Source: RefSeq, a predicted model, not a curated record